Molecule: messenger RNA, 1710 nt
Organism: Nicotiana tabacum (common tobacco)
Lineage: Eukaryota; Viridiplantae; Streptophyta; Magnoliopsida; Solanales; Solanaceae
Product: DCD domain-containing protein NRP-B
Biological process (GO): response to endoplasmic reticulum stress
Source: RefSeq, a predicted model, not a curated record
UUUAUUCUCCCUCAAACUCUCAUAUCCUUCAGCUGUAAGUAAACUAUUAUCACUCCUACAUAGACCAAGAUUCAAUAUUUAUACUAUAAAAUUUCUCUUCUUUAUCCUCUCAUACCAUUCAUCUCUAAACUUCACUCUUUUAUUCCAAGAUUUCAAUUCUUUAUACACAAUUUCACUUCUUGAUAUUUGAGAAAAACCUUCAUCUUUUACUCCAAGAUUGAAUUUUUAUACAAAAAUAUCAUCUGGGGUAUAGGAAAAAGUGACAAAAAUGGAGAAUAAUCAGUCAUCUUUCUAUCAAUUCAGUGAUAAGCUUCGUUUACAAACAAACAACUUAGCAAAUUUAUCUUCAAAUGAUUCAAUUUGGAGCAACAAUUAUGUACCAAAAAAGCCUGAAGAAAGAAAAAACUUUGAUAUUAGAGUUGGUGGCGAGGUUAUAAAUUCUGUUAUUAGUUCAAAUAUGCCAAAAAAAAAUCUCAAUUCAGAUUAUAAUUUGUUUAGUAAUAAAGGGGUUUACACUAACCCUUUGAAUUUCUGUUACAGUAGUAGUAGUAAGGGUAGUAGUGAAAAUAACAAUAACAAUAACAAUAUUGUUGUGAAUUCAAAAGGGGUUAUCAAGAAAAGUGGAAAAUUUGGUUAUGAGGAUGAAAGUGGCUAUUUUAUGAAUAAAUUUGGGAAGAAAAAUAAUAACAAGAUUAAUAGAGAGAGUAAUUAUAAGGAUGAGAAUAAGAAUAUUGGUGUAGAGAAGAGGUUCAAGACAUUACCAGCAUCAGAAUCAUUACCAAGAAAUGAAACAGUUGGUGGAUAUAUUUUUGUUUGCAACAAUGAUACUAUGCAUGAGAAUCUCAAAAGGGAGCUCUUUGGCUUGCCGCCUCGUUACAGGGAUUCAGUUCGCCAAAUAACACCCGGCUUGCCUCUUUUCCUCUACAACUACUCAACCCACCAGCUUCAUGGAAUAUUUGAGGCUGCGAGCUUUGGUGGUUCCAAUAUUGAUCCUACAGCCUGGGAAGACAAGAAGAACACUGGUGAAUCGCGCUUUCCUGCUCAAGUACGUGUUGUGACAAGGAAAAUUUGUGAACCACUUGAAGAGGACUCAUUCAGGCCAAUUCUUCACCAUUACGAUGGUCCUAAAUUCCGCCUUGAAUUAAACAUUCCAGAGGCCAUCUCUCUCCUGGACAUUUUUGCAGAGAAAAAUAUACUGAAUAGUUUGUUAAAUUGACAGACCCUUGUGGUCCUGCCCUUCCCGUAACCCGCGCAUAGCGGGAGCUUAGUGCAUCCGACUGCCUUUUCUUAGGUUGUUAAAUUGAAGGGUCUAGUAUACAUAGGUAAUUAUAUGUUAUGUAUAUAGGCAAUAUAUGUGAUGUGAAGGAACUGUUUUUUCCCUUUGCAGACUAAUGUUACAAACCGUUUUGUAAGUAAAACAAAGUUCUAUUCUGUUUUUUGGGUUUUUAUUCAAAACUUAUUAUUAGCACAUUGGCCCUAAGACAAGUUGUUCUUGAAAGAUGAUACAAAGUGCAGUGUUUUGAUGUGUGAGUUAGGCAUACGUCAUGGAUUCAAAUCGUGUUGUAUAGAAAAGCCCGAUACUUAAAUGGAGAUCUGUCGAGGGAUGAGUAAAUUUCAUACGUGGGAUAUGAGAUUUUUUAGUGUUAUUUUCUUCUAUUCACGUUGUAAGUGGACAUUGGCGAUCAUUAUCUAGAAUUGCAUUUACUGUCA